AUGUUCGCGCCUCAGAUGGAUCAGGCUGGGAGGUCUGAUAUCCUACUAAAGUUACUGCUGAUAGGAGACAUGAACGUUGGAAAAAGUAGCCUUCUCUUCCGGUAUAUUGAUGACGGCUUUAGUGACACCUAUAUGAGUACUAUUGGAGUAGAUUUUAAGGUCAAAACAGUCAUGAUUGGGAACACAAGAGUUAAACUACAAAUCUGGGAUACGGCUGGACAGGAAAGAUUUCGCACUAUCACUUCAACAUAUUAUCGUGGUGCUCAUGGAAUUAUCAUUGUAUAUGAUGUGAAUGAUGUAAGAACUUUUUGUAACGUUGAAAAGUGGGUACAAGAGGCACAAACAUAUGCAGAUGAAGGUGUAGCAAGAAUAUUAGUUGGUAAUAAAAAUGAAAGUGAAGAACUAAAGACUGUAGCUACUUAUGAUGCCCAACGGUUAGCUGCUAAGAAUUCGUGUUUUUUCAUUGAAACAUCUGCCAAAAAUGAUGAAAAUGUUGACCAGAUGUUCGACAUUAUUACAAGAGAAGCACUUCGUUUAAGAUUAAAUGCCAUUCAAAAGCAACAAGAAGCUCAACAAACAGUUGUCCAACUGACACCUAUCUCUGGACUCAAAACAAAACAAAAAUCAAAAUGCUGUAAAGGCUAA
This is a messenger RNA of Trichobilharzia regenti, 645 nucleotides long. Lineage: Eukaryota; Metazoa; Platyhelminthes; Trematoda; Strigeidida; Schistosomatidae. The record is from the annotation of a GenBank genome assembly.